This is a messenger RNA of Sphaeroforma arctica JP610, 690 nucleotides long. Its product is annotated as Ras-like protein Rab-11B. The transcript has 5 exons. Gene Ontology annotation, biological process: exocytosis. Gene Ontology annotation, cellular component: recycling endosome. NCBI's taxonomy places the organism in Eukaryota, Ichthyosporea, Ichthyophonida. The record is from RefSeq and is a predicted model, not a curated record. Bases 1 to 690 code for a protein of 229 amino acids. Gene Ontology annotation, molecular function: GTPase activity; GTP binding.
AUGUCUAACAAUGACGACACCGCUCCUGCGGCAGAAACUGAGGAGAAGCCCACAAACGACAUAGAUAAUGAUACCUACGAUUACUUGUUCAAAAUAGUCCUCAUCGGUGAUAGUGGUGUGGGUAAAUCCAAUCUCCUGUCUCGGUUUACAAGAAAUCAGUUCAGUUUAGAAACAAAAUCAACUAUCGGUGUUGAGUUUGCAACACGUUCAGUGGAGAUCGACGGCAAAGUUAUCAAGGCCCAAAUAUGGGACACUGCUGGACAGGAGCGCUAUCGAGCUAUUACGUCAGCCUACUACCGUGGGGCUGUAGGGGCACUGCUCGUAUACGACAUUGCCAAGCACCGAACAUACGAGAACGUCCAGAGAUGGCUUACGGAACUGCGCAACCAUGCUGACUCGGAUAUUGUCAUCAUGCUUGUUGGAAACAAAAGCGAUUUAAAGCACUUGAGAUCAGUAACUGAGGAAGAUGCGCAAGCGUACGCCACAGAAGAGAGCCUUCGCUUCAUCGAGACAUCAGCGUUGGAAGCCACAAACGUGGAGGAUGCGUUCGUGAAGACACUGGAGGAGAUCUACCGCAUUGUUUCUGCCAAGGGACUGGAGGAACCUACUGACAACGGUAAACCCGAUACUAUAACUGUGGCGCCCACAAACGAGUCUGAGAGUCCGGCCGAGAAGAAGGGGUGCUGUUAA